Messenger RNA from Paramuricea clavata, 1413 nucleotides. The record is from the annotation of a GenBank genome assembly. Lineage: Eukaryota; Metazoa; Cnidaria; Anthozoa; Malacalcyonacea; Plexauridae.
AUGACUACUAUCACAUGCGACGCUAGAGCUUCACCCAUUUUUCAGGACGAAGUGCCCCUCGUAGCUUGUUCUUCUACGCGCAAAUCAUCGACGCCAACGAGAUUGGACGAAUGUAUAUUAUGCCAAACAAAAACGCGAUCCGAUUACCUUUCGAGUGGUGAAACGGGUAGGGCACGCAUUAUUUCUCUUGCAAAAGAAGAUGGCGGUGAUGACAGUCGGGCUAAAAGGGUCGCAGAUUUAUCAGUUCAAGAAAUGGAAAUUAUGAAAUACCACUCAUCAACGUGUUAUAAGAAAUUUCAGAGAGAUAUGGAAAAGAAAAGAAAGCAAGAAAGCAACGAUGCAGAACCAUCUGUAGCCAUCGAUGAUGCAGAAAAUUAUAACGAUCAACGCAGAAAAAGGAUUAAAACGAAUGAUAUGAGACGGGUAUGUGUAAUUUGUGGCUCAGAUUGCAAGACCGUAAAGCAGCAAAAAGUACAUAAGUUACUAAGAAUCUGUGAAAAGCAAAUCGCUCUAAAGUUAUUAAAUGCAGCUAAGUUGCUCCAAGAUCGUGUAUAUACUGAAACAGCAGCGAUGUGUGGUCCGGAAGAUGUUUUCGCAGCAGAUAUCUACUAUCACAGCUAUUGUUGUAAAGAAUACUUCAACAAGUACAACUUGAAAAUUGUGGAAAUUAUGAAAAGUCUGGAGGCUGAGGAAUCCGUGGCAGCAGGAGACGAAAUUCUGAAGGAAAGGUUUCUGGCAUUAGAACUUGACUUUCAGAACACGGCAUACAGUCUUUCUUUUAUCAGAGAGAAGCUAAAUGAAAAUUCAACUUUUAGUUCUACAGUUACCAACAGAACUGUCAAGCAAUUGAUCAUCGAAUUAUAUGGCGGCGAUGUCUGCUUUACUUAUCCAAGCAACAAACGGAUAUCUCAGAUGGUGUUUUCGACAGGACGAGAUCCACAAAGUUUGGUAGAAGCGAUGCGAGUGUCAUCUGUCCAACAAGUUGCAACCACAAUAGCGCAGGAGUUGAAAGAUUACACAUUUGGAUUGGAAGAUAGCUUUUGUGAACCACGAGAUCUGCAGUUAUCAGCAAACAUGUUGCUAAAGAACCCGCCACCGACAUGGGAAAAAUUUUGUUCGCAUUUGUUCCAUGGAAGACAGGUUUCACGAGUUAAAAUGGACGUAGUUUUUCAAAUUCUGCAUUACGCUUUGAGUGGCGGUAAAGAGCCAACACCUCUCCAUAUUAUGGUUGCUGAAGGAAUCCAUAGUUUAACAAGAUCUAAAGACCUCGUAACUGCAUUGAAUCGCCACGGUAUUUGUGCCAGCUACAACACCGUCAGGAGAAUCAACGUUGAUAUCGCAGAACGGAUUAUAAAUAUAGCAGGAGACAACAGGGUGGCACUUCCCGCUGUUCUUGAAGCAAAAGUCCACUGA